AUGCCUCCAAAAAAAUCAUCGUUAGGCAAAAAAACUAAAGGGUCAUUGGUUCAACAGUCUCUAAGGAGUCAGGAAACACCACAAGAGCGCGAAUUUCGCCUCACUAAUGAGCGGAAUAGAGCCUCAACUUCAAGAGCUGCUGAAACAUUGGAACAUUAUAAUGCACGCCUUGGAACUCAAAGAGUAUUUGCGUCUACCUCACGUAUUAAUGAAACGCCAAAUAAGGAAAAUGAACGACUUUCCAAGCAACGAAUUAGAUCGUCAAGAUUGAGAGCUCAUGAGGCACCCGAACAACGGCAAGAACGCCUACAAAAUCAACAGACAAGAUCGUCAAGAUUGAGAGCUCAGGAGGCACCUGAACAACGGCAAAUACGUCUUCAAAGUCAGCAAAUCAGAUCGUCAAGAUUGAGAGCUCACGAGGCACCCGAACAACGGCAAGUUCGCCUUCAAAAUCAACAAAUCACAUCGUCUACAUUAAGGGCUCAGGAGACACCCGAACAGCACCAAAUUCGUCUUUCCAAUCAAUAUGAUAGAACUUUAUGGUUAAGGUCUAUUGAGACAACGGCACAACAUGAUCUUCGUCUAAGCAGUCAACGUUCCAGAUCGUCAUCCGUUCGAGCUAAUGAGGUACAAAGUGAACGUGAAGGACGUCUCAGAAACGGCCGUUUAAGGGUAGCGAAUGUUAGAAGUAAUGAAACACCGGAAGAACGAGAUAGACGUCUCAGAAAUGAGCGCUCCAGAGUAGCGCGAAUGAGAGAUAAUGAGACAUUAGAGGAACGUAAUGCACACAGAAUUUAUAAUCAACGCCGAAUUCAGAACCGUCUAAAUGUAUAUGAACGCAUCGCAUUCAAUUACGAUCCAAAUAUGGAUUACACUGAUGACGAUUUAGUCUCUAUUGGUCAAAUGGAUAAUGUUUGCAACUAUUGCAAUGCCUUAAAAUACAAAAAUGAGCCUCCCGGAAUAUGCUGCGGUAAUGGCAAAAUUGUGUUACCCGAAUUGCGACCACCACCGCAACCAUUGUUGUCAUUGAUGACGUCGUUCGGUGCCACUAAUGUAGUUAGAGAACAUUUUAUGCCAACAUUUCGAGUCCAGGGCCAAAUAUAUCAUCGUAUGGGAUCAUUGUUACCAACCAGAGAUCAUAAGUAUGUUCAAAUUUAUUUUAUGGGACAAGCAGAUGACCUUGACCAAGUUCAACAGCGUCGUCAAUACAACCCCGAAACGCGUGAACGAAUUGUUGCCGAAUUACAACUAAUGUUGCACGAAAACAAUGAAUUAGUAAGAACAUUCAAGAAAGCUAAUGAUGAUCUCCAAUUAUUACCAAACCAUCAAGUUGUAAUACACGCUGACAAGAUACCAGCAGGUGAACAUCAAGGGCGCUAUAAUGCACCUACAGCUAAUGAUGUCGCAAUUUUAAUGGUGGGAGAUCCUGUGGCACAUAGAGACAUCAUAGUUCGUCGAUACGAUGAUAGGGUAAAUAGAAUAUCGGAAACCCAUCGAUCAUACGAUGCUCUUCAGUAUCCUGUUAUUUUUCCAUACGGAGACGAUGGAUACCAUUUUGAAAUUCGUCAAAUAAAUCCAGUAACAAAUGUCCCCACCAGCAAAAAAGUGAGCUCAAUGAAUUUCUACGCGUAUCGUAUCAUGAUCCGUCAAAAUGCUACAAACCACAUAUUGAAUUGUCGUGAAUUGUUUCAUCAGUACAUCGUGGAUAUGUAUGCAAAAAUUGAAACUGAACGUCUUAUGUAUAUUAGGCAUCACCAAUCAAAAUUGCGUGCAGAUGAUUACAUUCAUCUUCGAGAUGCUUUAAACAAUCAUAACGAUAUCAACCCAAAUGAUCUGGGACAAGCAGUGAUUUUGCCGGCAUCUUUCACAGGAAGUCCCCGCCAUAUGCAGGAGUAUACGCAGGAUGCAAUGGUUUAUGUGCGUUCAUAUGGUCGACCAGACUUAUUUAUUACAUUUACAUGUAAUCCAAAGUGGGAGGAAAUAACGUCUGCAUUAUCGAGUGGUCAGACAUCGGUACAUCGUCAUGACAUAAUAGCACGGGUCUUCAGGCAAAAGCUUAUGUCUCUAAUGGAUUUCAUGGUCAAGCUACGUGUUUUUGGAGAAACGAGAUGUUGGAUGUAUACGCAAGAGUAA
Messenger RNA from Musca domestica (house fly), 2133 nucleotides. RefSeq lists its product as uncharacterized. The transcript is spliced from 4 exons. The coding region runs from base 1 to 2133 and encodes 710 amino acids. Lineage: Eukaryota; Metazoa; Arthropoda; Insecta; Diptera; Muscidae. The record is from RefSeq and is a predicted model, not a curated record.